This is a messenger RNA of Chlorella variabilis, 525 nucleotides long. RefSeq lists its product as hypothetical. The record is from RefSeq and is a predicted model, not a curated record. The transcript has 3 exons. Bases 1 to 525 code for a protein of 174 amino acids. Lineage: Eukaryota; Viridiplantae; Chlorophyta; Trebouxiophyceae; Chlorellales; Chlorellaceae. Gene Ontology annotation, cellular component: TRAPP complex; cis-Golgi network; trans-Golgi network. Gene Ontology annotation, biological process: endoplasmic reticulum to Golgi vesicle-mediated transport; regulation of GTPase activity.
AUGGGCAAGAACCGGGAGUGCGCGGAGAGCUGCAUAGACUAUCUGGCCCUGGCGCUGGUCCACCACUACCGCACGCAAGGGCAGGGCCCGUCGCUGCAGGCGGCGCUGGAUGCGGUGGGCGAGCGCACUGGGCGGCAGCUGGCGGAGCGGUAUGCGCGCGACCGCCCGCCGCUGCUGGACCAGCUGGAGGCGGUGAAGUUUGUGUGCAAGGAGUUCUGGGGGGAGGUGUUCCGCAAGGCGGUGGACAACCUGCGCACCAACCACAGGGGCACCUUUGUGCUGCGCGACACGCAGUUCCGCUGGCUGGUGCGGCUGGCCCAGAACCAGAUGCCGGCGCAGGUGGGGCAGCCGCUGCCGGCGCCGCUGUCCAAGGCCGACCUGGCAGCCGACUUCCUGGUGCUGCCCUGCGCGCUGGUGAGGGGCGCGCUGGCGCAGCUGGGCUGGGACGUCGCCGUCACCGCCGACGCCACCAGCCUGCCCCAAGUCGACUUCACGCUGGUCAUCCGCCAGCAGCCGCAGCGGUGA